Molecule: messenger RNA, 528 nt
Organism: Lodderomyces elongisporus
Lineage: Eukaryota; Fungi; Ascomycota; Pichiomycetes; Serinales; Debaryomycetaceae
Exons: 3
Coding region: 1-528 (175 amino acids)
Source: RefSeq, a predicted model, not a curated record
AUGGACCUGCCGAAUGUUGGCCAAGCUUACCCGGACAACUGGCUUUUGCAUCAAGUCAUAAAGUAUCCUAUCAUAGAAAUCGACACCAAAAAUUACACGAGCGACGAAUGUCCAACUGUACACUGCACUGAUGCCAUCACUGAAAAUUCUUUUGAAGAGAUGCUCCAACCUGCAUUUUCCGGGUCGGAAGCAUCUGCGGAUCACAUUCAAUAUUUUGUUAAGAAGUGCAGUGAUAUUACUGAAAUAUUUUAUGUUAAAAGUAGUAGUCCGGGCAGCAAGAGAUUAACAGCCUUUGAGAUUUUAUUAAAGACGUUAUCUCGUGGACAACUUGAGUUCAGCAAUGCUGUAUAUGGAAACCCCCAGUUCUUGAUACUUAACAAGGAUGGUAAGUACCGGAUGUUGAUUGAUUUACGAGAGUUGAAUAAACAUGUUGAGUUGGAAGGAGGCCAUCCUCAAUUAACUACUAACCAAUUAACUAUGGAAUUGCGCGGUCACUUGUUUAACACACUUAUUGACGUGAAGGAUUAG